Messenger RNA from Procambarus clarkii (red swamp crayfish), 1411 nucleotides. Its product is annotated as galactoside alpha-(1,2)-fucosyltransferase 2-like. Gene Ontology annotation, biological process: carbohydrate metabolic process. Gene Ontology annotation, molecular function: galactoside 2-alpha-L-fucosyltransferase activity. Gene Ontology annotation, cellular component: membrane. The record is from RefSeq and is a predicted model, not a curated record. Lineage: Eukaryota; Metazoa; Arthropoda; Malacostraca; Decapoda; Cambaridae.
CAGAUACUUCUGUGAAUAAAGAAGAUUCAAAAAUUGUCCAGUUCGAGCGGUAUAUAUAUAUGGCCUCUUUGUUUGUCAGCAAUUGUUCUCUGUGACAACCUCUCCGACCCUGGCACUUCUGGGACGCUGUCAGGCCCUGGAGGCACUUCAAGUUGGUGCCUGUGACAACCUCUGUUACCCUGACUGGAGGCUGCAGUGUGCGCCAGCUGCUGGACCAAUCAUGAAGAUUCUUCACUUAUAUUUCAGCGUUGUGUUAAUCUUCAGUUACCUUGUGAUGCUGUGGACAGGGAUGUUGUCAAAGUCGUAUAGCAGAGUGGCAGCGUGGCGGGGCAGCACACCCUUGGACCGUGGGAUCCCAGCAGCCAGACGUGACCCGAGGGCGCCAGCUGGGAGUGCUAAUACUGAGGUAGCAACCAGAGGCGUGGGACUGACAACACCAGCAGGUGAAGGUCUGGCGGUGACAGCCGUGGCGCGGUGGGCGUGGGAGAAGUUCCCUGGCCACUUGUGGCGCGGGCUGCAGCUGCCUGUGAUGACGGCCUGGCCGGCAGGGCGGCUGGGGAACUUGAUGUCCGAGUACGCGACCUUGUAUGCCCUGGGGAAGGUGUAUGGAGUCACGGUCAGGCUUCACCCGCUCAUGGACGCCGCCUUGAGACACAUUUUUCCACAUCUGUCAAUGCCUCUUAUUCCAGGUAACUUCAGUGAUAAGGAGUGGAAGCAGUUGGGCUCCCUAGGCCUCAGUAAUAAAGCAGAUAUGGAUGCUGCUGCCGCUGGGCUGAUGGGACCUCAUCUCUUCGUGUUGCGCGGCACGCCACACGAGAGUCAGCUGUUCAACGCAUACCGUCGGGACAUUCAGCGUGAACUGACCUUUUCAGACACCAUCACCACUAAGGCCCAAGCGUUCCUGGCGGUUGUAGCGAGGAACACCACCUUCCCCUCAACACCCACCUUCGUUGGCUUCCACAUCAGGCGCACAGACUACUACUUCAUGAUCAAGCAAAUGUGGGGCGGACACGUGCCGAGCGAGAGAUACUACCGUCGUGCCAUGGACCACUUCCGACGUAACUACAACUACGUUAUCUUCGUCGUCGCCUCCGACGAGCCCAAACACGUCACUGAGACGUUGGGUGGCGACCCAGAUGUCUUCCUCGCCCCAGGUCAUUCAGCGGAGGAGGACCUGGGCAUCCUGGCGGCGUGUAACCACAGCAUCAUGACGGUGGGCACCUUCGGGUUCUGGGGCAGCUACCUGGCGGGCGGCGAGGUCCUCUUCCCCAACACCACCUAUUCCGUACUUUAUAAAGUAGGACCCAAGUGGUUCCGACACUCUAAACUGGACUUCUUCAGACCUGUCAGUGAUGACUGACGCAGGGAACCACCUGGUCUGGGACGUCCUGAACCACCACCAUACUCUCAG